Molecule: messenger RNA, 258 nt
Organism: Rotaria sp. Silwood2
Lineage: Eukaryota; Metazoa; Rotifera; Eurotatoria; Philodinida; Philodinidae
Source: the annotation of a GenBank genome assembly
AUGAUUCUUCAUUCAUGUCAUAUUCAUAUAGCUAUACUAACUAGUGGAUCAACAUCUGACUUUAUUCUUUCAACAUAUAUUACACCAAUCACUCAAUUAGCUAAACAAAUUCAAGUAUUUGUUGCACAAUUAGUUUUACAACGUUUGAAAAAUGCCGAUCUAUCGACAGUAAAUCCUGAUGUAUUAAUUAGUCAAUGUCCAGACAUAUCUAUGAUCUAUUUGAAGACAUUCUUGUUCGAUAUGCACAAAAGUACUUGA